Messenger RNA from Histoplasma mississippiense, 771 nucleotides. RefSeq lists its product with no specific name. Bases 1 to 771 code for a protein of 256 amino acids. The transcript is spliced from 4 exons. The record is from RefSeq and is a predicted model, not a curated record. Lineage: Eukaryota; Fungi; Ascomycota; Eurotiomycetes; Onygenales; Ajellomycetaceae.
AUGACUGCACGAGACUCCGCAAAGUUGCCGGAUGUGUGGGAUGAUAAUUGGGAGGCCCAUGUCGAUUCUGAACCACAUGCACAAGAUGGGACGACGGCACCUUCACUAGCUCCAGCUCCAGUUCCAGCUCCGGCGCCCGAGAAAAAGCUAUCUGCUCGAGCCAUAAAGGCUCAAAAACGGGCCCAACAUGCUGAGUUUAACCGCCAGUUGUGGGCUGAAGCAGAAUCCCCCCAAACCUUCCACUACCUAGAAUCACGAGCCGCCUCCGUCCCGAUGAGAUCUGACUUCAAGCAGCCAGUGACUGUCCUAAGCCGGAAACCCCAACUCGUCAAGCAACUGAACUCGCAAUCACAAUCACCCUCUGGCAUCUCCCCAAUCCCAACCCCUCCCGUUUCGGGUGCUACGGACGCCGCAACGGCAGGUAUCCAACAUCUCUCUGUCUCGGGCACUGCCACUAUCGCGAUGUCUCCGGAAAUUCUAACUAACGACUACGACGAUGGUGACGACGACGAUGAUGGAGAGGAAAGGCCGAAGCUAACACCGGAAGAGCUGCAGGCACAGCGCGAGCGGGAACGCGAGGAGAGACAGCGCAAGUACGAGGAGGUAAGAGAGCGGCUGUUUGGGAGUCCGUCGGCGGCUGGGUCGGGUGCCUCUUCGCCGGGUAACACGAGAACGACGCCACCACCAUCACAGUCGCAGGUUCAUUCCCAUUCUCACCGAUCAGGUCCUGGUAUGAGGAAGAGGGGACAGGAGGCAGAAUUAUGUGGAUAA